AUGGCCAUUGAGUUCGAGACUUUCGAAGUCCCCGGAGCGCGGACUUACUUCGGCAACACUUUACCUUAUGGCCUCCAAGUGAAGCAGACAGGAGCUGUCACCCCUGCCGUCGAAAAUACAGCUGCGGCUCUGCGAAAGCUAGGGGAAUCCGGCAAACUUCAAGAGCUUCUGGAACGCCACGGUGCAGUUCUAGUCCGCGGGGCGGGUCACCCGUCCGCAGAUACGUUCGCCAAGCUCGUUGGCGCCGCUGAGGAAGGCCGAGGAUCUCAUCCCCAUGUGCAGAUCGGCUUGGCUGGAAAGAGAACGCCCUUGGCGGAGAACGUAUGGACUGCGAACGAAGGUUCGCCGUUGACGCGGUUUUAUCAACAUAACGAGUACUCGAGAUACACGCGCUUCCCUUCUAAUAUCCACUUUUAUUGCGUCAAAAAGGCACCAAAAGGUGGUGCAACGCCCAUCGCCAACAGCGCCAAUGUCUUCGAGAAGGUCCAAGCUGAGAUUCCCGAGCUUGUAGACCAAGUGCACAAACGUGGAUUGGGCAUGAAGAUGGUCUUUCGCGCACCUGGAAACGAAGCUAAGGUCAACUCCUUCAACUGGGCGGGGGAGCACAGCUUCGGGCAGGAGCUGGUUCCCGGCGACGACGAAGCUACGACGCGCCAAAAGGUCGAAAAGCAAGUGCGGAAAUUGACAAAUGACUUCAAUUGGCAAGAGGACGGAACUCUUGAGUUGACUCAGCAUAUCCCAGGCAUUUGGAGACUCCCAUCAAGUGGUAGACCUGUCUGGUUCAAUGGACUUGUAGGACGCCAUGGCAUUACUCGAGAUAUCGGAGCUCUUGACCCUCCUCACAUUGGCCGAGAUGGCAUGACCUACGUCCCAUGCGUAUAUGGAGACGAGACACCAAUUCCGCGACACCUUCUUGACAAGUUGAUCGAUGUCAUCGAUAAGGAAGAAAUCAGCCUGGUACUAGAAGAAGGCGAUUUGUUGCUGGUCGAUAAUUUUCAGGUAUCACAUGGAAGAGAGCCCUGGGAGGGAGACAGACAGAUCUUGGUGUCCAUGUGGGAUACCCCUAUCCCAAUCGUCGCAUAUUGA
This is a messenger RNA of Colletotrichum gloeosporioides, 1086 nucleotides long. RefSeq lists its product as uncharacterized. Lineage: Eukaryota; Fungi; Ascomycota; Sordariomycetes; Glomerellales; Glomerellaceae. The record is from RefSeq and is a predicted model, not a curated record. The transcript has 5 exons. The coding region runs from base 1 to 1086 and encodes 361 amino acids. Gene Ontology annotation, molecular function: oxidoreductase activity.